AUGCUGACUCUGAACUAUGGAACUACAGUGGAACUCGAUGACGACUGCAAUCCUGAUAAGACGGGACCAAGUGUUGUAUUAGACUGGACUAAACCAGAGGGGAAUGCAUCAGAAAGGGCAUAUGCCGCAGCCGCAUACCUGCCACACCUGGAAAAAUUCACCAUACCAAGGCUCGAGCUACUAGGCAUAACCCUAGCCACUAAAAUAGUUCAGUUUCUAAUACAGCAACUAACCAUAACACCUAGUUCAGUUCAACUGCUGACCGAUUCGCAGAUAGCGUUGUAUUGGAUUCACUCCAAUAAGCAGUUGAAAACAUUCACUAACAAUAGGGUUAGAGCCAUAAAAGAAGUACUUGAUGAACUUACCAAAGCCGUUCGUUUAUUCCAUUUUAGAUGCACUAACUCAUACUCCAGACUACUUCGAAUCACGAGCUACGUACUAAAAUACAUUGCAAACCUCAGAGCUAAAAUAAAAAGAAAGCCGAAAGCCAAACUCUCUAGUUCAGCAUUGUUAGAUCAGGUCUCAACAGCGACCUUAGUGAACCCGCGCGACUCUGAAGCAGCUAGACUCCUCUUACUUCGCGAACACUAUCGCGAGGGAGCAGCACAGCUUCAAAGCCAUGCGAAGGUAUUCCAGUUAAUCGAAGACAACGGCAUAUACAAGGUACAUUUACGGAUGGCGAACGCUGAAGUAGACGCGUUAUCAAAAACACCAAUACUUCUACUUCAGAAGCAUCCGCUCACAAGGCUGAUAAUUCUCGACUACCAUCAAAAACUCUUUCAUGCGGGCUCAGCCCAUCUCACAGCAGCCUUGCGGAAUGACUAUAUCAUACCAAAGAUUCGCUCGUAA
Molecule: messenger RNA, 849 nt
Organism: Ostertagia ostertagi
Lineage: Eukaryota; Metazoa; Nematoda; Chromadorea; Rhabditida; Trichostrongylidae
Source: the annotation of a GenBank genome assembly